AUGAGUAAAGAGAAAAAGAUUGAGUCAUCUAUGUUAACAUUUUUUGUAUCGGAGAUGACUUAGAAUUUUUGGGAGUAAACUUAAACAACAGAAUUAGAUGUAUUGAAUUAUAUUAAUUAAAGUCUUAAGAAUUCCUAAUAGAACAUGAAUUUGUUAGAGAGGCUAGAAAGGAAGUUAAAGUCAAACAUACUUUACUUGUGUUAGGAGAGGAAUAUUUAUAUAAGAUCUCUCCAAAAUAAAAUUUAAAACGAGUUCCUUUAAAUAUAUUGCAUUUCGAUACAAUUCCAAAAUUACCAGAAGAUCAUAUUUUGCAACUCAAUUCUGAAAAUUAAUUAUAAGGAUUCAAAUUAACUUAUGCAAAUAAGAUACUUCAAGUUUUUACAUAAAACUCUGUUGUUUUUUUGUAAUGGUAAGCUAUUUUAAAACGUAAAUGUCUACUAUCUUGUUUCCAUGAAACAUAUCAUGUUGAAAAAAUGAUAGGUAAAGGCAGUUUUGCUAAAGUAUAUUUGGCUACAUCAAAUGGAUAAUCAUAUGCUAUUAAAGCAUUUAGUAAACAAUUCAUAAGUGAAUAACCAAAAGUAUACUUUGUUUUUUAAAGUAGGGUAGAGAAAGUCUACUUAAUGAGAUGUAAGUUAUGAGAGCUAUUAAACAUCCUAAUAUAGUAUAAUUAUUAGAAGUACAUGAAACAUAAAAUUCAAUUUAUUUUGUUUUAGAAUUAGUUGUUGGAGGGGAAUUACUUUAAAGAGUUAAAGAAAAAGGUAAAUAUUUAUUAUUAUAUAAGGAUUAUUGAAAUCAGAUGAUUUGAUGAAAAUUGCAUUUAAUUUACUAAGUGCAUUAGAUCAUUUGCAUUAAAAAAAAAUAUUCCAUCGAGAUUUAAAACCUGAGAAUCUCCUUUUUAAAUCUAAAGAAGAUAAUUACAAUAUAAUGAUUGCAGAUUUUGGUUUAGCAGCAUUUUCUGAUUAAGAAUUAAUAUUUAAAAGGUGUGGAACUCCAGGUUUUGUUGCACCUGAAAUUUUAUUAUAUAUUGAUGGAGGACCAAUUUAUGAUACAAAAUGUGAUAUAUUUAGUGCUGGUGUAAUUUUAUACAUAUUAAUUGUAUAAUUAUAUUAUUAAUAAGACUGGUAAAUAACCUUUUCAUGGUCAAGAUUAAAAGGCAAUUUUAAAAGCAAAUAAAGCUUGUUAAAUAGAUUUUGGAUUGCCAGCUUUUUUAAAAACUCCUAUUGAAUUUUAAGAUUUAGUAAAAAAGAUGAUGUCUAGUAAAAUUAGUGAUAGAUUAACAGCAUAAGAUGUAAGUAUUGUUAUAUAUUUUAUUAAGUGUUUAAAACAUAAAUUAUUUGCUAAAAUAUCUUAAUAAUUAAAAUAAGAUUAAUAAGAUUUAGAAGAAUAAUAAUAAUAAGUUUUGAAUAAUUUGGCCAAUUAUGAUAUAGAAUAUACAAUUGGUUUAAAAAAUAAUACUUAGAAGUAAAAUAUAAUUAAAUUAGUUCGGAGGAUUUAGUGGGAUCACAAUAAUUACAAUGGCGAAAACCAGCUUAUAAUGGUAAUGUUUAGACUGUUGAAACCUUAACAAAUUGUUCCACUGUUUCGAUUAAAUAAAUUGAUGCUUAAUCUUCAUCUUUGUUCUAAUAAUAAAAAUAACCUUAAUAAUCUAAAUUUAGUAUUUUUAGUGCUAAAUUAUCAAGAUAAAAUAGUUUUGAUGGAGGAACUGGUAUUAUAUAUAUAUAUAUAUAAAUAGAUAUGUUUAAAGAAUGUGCAUCUCCUGGUAGAAGUAAAUUAUCAAAAGAGAAGGAUUUACAUAAGAUUGCAUUGAAGAAUUCAUUUCGAUUUUACUAAAAACCAUAAUUAUAAGUGGAAGAUAAUUAAAUAAAUCAAGAAUAAUCAGAGGUAAGUGAAUUAAUUAAAAGACAUAAUUCUAGUGAAUUGAUAAAAAUGAAUCGUACUGAUCAUGAAAUUUAAUCUCCUAAAAAAAUCGAAUGA
Molecule: messenger RNA, 1974 nt
Organism: Paramecium primaurelia
Lineage: Eukaryota; Ciliophora; Oligohymenophorea; Peniculida; Parameciidae
Source: the annotation of a GenBank genome assembly